Molecule: messenger RNA, 1723 nt
Organism: Microbotryum saponariae
Lineage: Eukaryota; Fungi; Basidiomycota; Microbotryomycetes; Microbotryales; Microbotryaceae
Source: the annotation of a GenBank genome assembly
AUGCCGCAACGACGCCGCACGGUUGUGCCUUUCCCCAUCGCAGAUGACCCCGACCAGUCGACGGGCGGUCGCACGGAGUUGUGUCGGACGCCUGCCGAGCUUCCCGCCGAUCACUUUCUCGCUCCACGCCCAGCCGGCUCGAACUUGACACAACCUGAGAGUCACAAUUCGCCCGACCACGACUCCUGGCAACGCCGUGCACGCCCCGAUACAUCCUCCUUGGCCGCCGCCGACUACGACGUCUCUGUCGCGACCGGUUUCUUGCCUCCCGACGAGCCCGUGCAACAGCUGCAGCUCGGAAUAGAGUGGCAGCGCUUCGAGAGAUUACUCGAGAUGGCCCAGAAGGAGGUGUCUCGGCUUGUAGGUGGCGGUGUGGGUCGAUUGAGCGAAUCGUGGCGACGACAUCUGCGCGAGGUAAGACACACCCGUCCGCUUGACUCGGGAGCCCCGAAAUUCGAGAUCACCAAGGCUGAUUCUCCCGUGUUUCAUCUCGACCAUGCUACAGCUCCCCCAACCUCCUAUUUAUGAACUCACAUCACUUCCAUUGCUUCGUCGAGCCCACGUCGUCCUCACAUACCUUGCGCACUUCUACACGCAUGCUGUCUAUCCGUACGACACCCACAUUCCAGCGACGGUCUCCGUUCCCCUCGUCGAGAUCAGCAAGAGUCUCGGUCUGCCUCCCAUCCUCACCUACGCUGACACGGUGCUGUGGAACUGGCAUCUUCUUGAUCGAUCGCGGGGAAUUCGAGCGGACAACAUGGCCAUCACCACGACUUUUACCUCGUCUGACUCGGAGAAGGCAUUCUUCUUCCUCUCGAUCCUGUGCGAGCUCCAUGGCCCGAUCAUUCUGCGCUCCAUGUCGUCCACGCUCGAUGAAGCCUUUUUCGCCGAUCGUACGGCACUCGUUCGUAUCGCUGGUCAUCUUGACAACAUCGCUUCGGCUCUCGAUGAGCUGGCCUUGCUCCUGCACGACUCGACUCGUGGGGCGUUCGGUCCAGCACCUGUUCGAGCCUCGAUUAGCGCUCCCGUGUUCUACUGGGAGAUUCGACCCUGGUUCAAUGGAGGUCGUUGGAUGUACGAAGGCGUUGGCGAGCGUGAAUAUGGGGGUCCCUCAGCCGGUCAGUCGUCGCUCGUCCACGCCGUCGACCUAUUCCUCGGCAUCGAUCACUCGCCCCGUCCCACCUCGACGACGAGCACAGCCUCGGUCCCCGCCUCUUCGGGGCCACCGAAGGAGCCUUCUGCAACUCUGCCCAGUUCCGUCGCGCAGGCAAAGGGUCUUUCGGACGACACGUUCAUGAUGAGAAUGUCAACCUAUAUGCCGGGUCACCAUCGCGCCUUCCUCGCUCAUCUGGCCUCCCUCUACCAACCGACCGAGGUUAGCGAGGUCGGCAGCGCCGAGAAGCUGCCCAGCGUGCGCGACCUCGUCAUUCGCCACCCGCAGCAAUUGCAAGAGUCGUACGACCGCGCCGUUCUGUCGAUGAAGAAGUUCAGGGACGAGCAUAUGAAGCUCGCGACCGUCUACAUCGUCGCUCAAGCGAAGAAGGAGCCAGGACGACAAACGGUGUUUUGGCAGGAAUGGGAGGACAAGAGGAUCGAAAAGGAGAGGCUUAGGCAGGAAGAGUCACGGGGCAGGCGCGAAGUGUUGAAAGGCACGGGUGGGACCGACCUCAUCGUCUUCCUCAAGAUGUGCAGGGAGCGUACCAAAGAGGCUCUGUUGGGUUAG